Molecule: messenger RNA, 1307 nt
Organism: Portunus trituberculatus (swimming crab)
Lineage: Eukaryota; Metazoa; Arthropoda; Malacostraca; Decapoda; Portunidae
Exons: 3
Coding region: 212-538 (108 amino acids)
Source: RefSeq, a predicted model, not a curated record
CUACUUUCUAUCUAUCUAUUUAUCUACCUAUAUUUUUACUCGUAUCUACUCACAGCGUAACCAAGAAUUGAAAUAGAUAAAUAAACCAUUAAAAAAUAUCAUGUAGAGCAUAAUACAUCCACUCUUCCUUCCCUCUUCUCCCCGCCCUUUGUGAGCCCCGUGGCCCCCUUCCUGUUUACGUUGAUGGUGCUUCGCCAGGACAAGGGUGUUUAUGCUGUCAGGCGUGAAGGAGUGGAAGAACCAUGAACAUUCCCAGAUGUACCGCGUGCCGUACGAUGUGCUGUGGUGCCAGUGCCAGGGCAACGCCAGCGCCAUCCCCCACCAGCAACUUAUGCACGAGCAGGUGUCUCGGAUGCACGAGGUGGCGCAGCAGCACGCCGUGUGGUACGUGGGCGUGGUGCUCACCCUCUACUUCAUCGGCUUAGUGCUCAUCAUCACCAAGUCCGGCCGGUCAGAGAGACACACCGCCAUGUCCGCCCUGUCCUUCUGCUGCUCCCAGGCGGUGUCCUCUAUAGCGCGCCGCAGGGCACGCACGUGAAGCUGCUGGGAAGAUCAGACACGCUCCCCCGUAUGUGUUCCUGCGACACAUCCGGGCAGCAGUGGGCAGGCGAGACGCUGAGCUGCCGUGGUGGUGUUUGUAGCUCGUUUGUCGCGUGAAGCCACACACCAAUCUGGCUUUACUCCUUCCUCUGUGCCUCGCUGGCGACAUUGACAAACAACUUUUAUUCUUUUCUAGUCAGUAACUUUUCCUGUUGAAGGAGUUCGUGUUUUACGCAUCGUCUUCUCUCAAUUUUCUUUUGAUUUUGUACUUUUUUCCUUCUAUGGAAAACCUAAACCACUUUUGGAGACACCGGCUGUUUAGAUUAUUCUUCCAUCUGUCCGAGCGAUGACAUCAAUCAAUAGUCAAUCCAUUCCACUUCCUUUCUCUUCACUUUACUCUUAGUUUUCUUUAUCGUCGUCCUCGCCAUCUCAAUCAUCAUCCCGACCCUGCCCAUGCGUGCCCGGAGGAAGGCGCUCUCACAGUUCAGGGUGCACACACACACACACACACACACACACACACACACACACACACACACACGUCAAUGUCCUGAUGGCGUGAUUCACCUCCACGUCCCGCGGGCUGCACUAACGCCCGUCUUCCCUAAAGGAAGUCUUUGUAUUUUUAAGGAAUCAGAUUGUAUAUUGUGUGACUUUCUUAUUGUUGUGAAUUCCUCGGUGGCGACAAGGACUCGCACAUCGACAUAUGUGUCUAUAUAUAUUUUUCUGCCGUGACAACUGGAAGAUAUAAAGCUUUCAUAUUUCGC